Molecule: messenger RNA, 1922 nt
Organism: Ceratina calcarata
Lineage: Eukaryota; Metazoa; Arthropoda; Insecta; Hymenoptera; Apidae
Gene: Tango11
Product: transport and golgi organization 11
Exons: 6
Coding region: 138-1049 (303 amino acids)
Source: RefSeq, a predicted model, not a curated record
UUAACGACCUGAUUGCUAGUACAGAAAGGAAUUAGCAAUGAGAUGAACUUACGCUGCGGAUCGCUCAUGGUUUUAACAAAUUAAAUCGUAAUCGUAAGGAAAGAAAAGUUUCACAAGAUAAAAGCAAAAAUGAUAUCAUGGAAGUUCGGUUCCAGCCAGUUCCAGCAUGCAUGUAUGUACGUUCAGCAAUUUUCGCGGGAAUUUUACCGAUGGCGUUCGGGUAUCCGCGUGCCGUAUGCCAUCUGCACCAUGUUCUGCACGUUAAGUUAAACUCAUAUGUACAUACCAGUACAUACCAAUACACAUACUCAACUUCAUGCAAAAAGUUUGGUUUGCAUUCAACGAUCGAAAAGGUGCAGAAAGUUAUAAUGUCAAAAGCACAUAGCCCUACUGUUUUUAACGGAGAAGCUGACUGUUUUUAUGACCCAAAUUUUACUUUGGACAUUAACAAAAGGAUGCGUGUACCAAAGAGCAUUCGUGGCGACUACACAGACGACGAAGCAGCUACAAACGACUCCACUUGGAAUCAGAUGGUAGCGGGAGAGAAGUUUGACAUGCAUGUUCCAGAUAGAAUAUUAGUUGUUGGACAGGAACAGUACGUUGGAACGAGAGCAACGCCGAGAGAAAUUGUAUUGGAGAACGCUGUGCUACCACCUGAACCAGGCAUGGUUAGAAUACCGACUCCGCCAAGGAUCUUGACUCUGGACGAUCAUUACUUUCCAACUGUUGACGAGGAGGAACCAAAUGUAUAUUCAACAGAGAUUAAGGAGCCGAUGUCAUCCUCUAAAUCACGCGGACAAUAUUCUACCGAAACGCAAAUAGUUAGGCAUGCCAGAGAACAGACGCCACCGUUGUACAAUGCAGUUAACGUCUCUCUACCACCCAGUGAAGAGAUACAGCAUUUACGUCGACAAGUAGGGAAAUUGAAUCGACGAGUAAUGGCUAUUGAACUCGAGAUGUUACAACGUCAGCAGAGGGAAAAGAUUUUAUACGCGUUGACACUAACGUACUUAAUCCUUAAAGCGUUCUCAUGGUUAACGCGAAACUGAAUUUCCAUUAAGAAACCGUAAACGGUCAUCGUCUUGCAUGAAAAAAAUGGGGUGCUACUGUAGCAUAUGAAUGCAAGACGUAAAAAGUUUUCUUUGCUUUAGGAAAAGAAAGAUAACUAAAGGCUCUUUACCCUGAGUAUGUAAAGGUAAAAGAGCGUGUCGUAUAUAUUCAGAACUAACAUGCCCUUCAUAUUUGCAUGAAAGUGUAUGAAAUUUUUAAACAGCUAACUUAAGAGAUGCAACAGCCAUUGUCAUUUAUAUAUCUGUUUUAUUACGUACGAUAAAUUCUUCAGACUCCUCCUCUCCGAAUUGAUGUAAAGAAUGGAAUAUAUACGAUACAAGAUUUUUUUUUUAAUUUGUUGAAUGUGAACAUUUGAACAUGUUCAUGAGAAGUAACUAGCAUUAUCAAUCGUGCAGAAGAUGAAUUUUUCGAAUACGUUAGUGAUCUAUUAAGAAAUUCAUUUUACAUACAUGUAAUUGGUUAAUAAUAAAAGAAUAUUAGCUACAAUUACAGUAUGAUAGAUAAGUGUAAAUUUGUAAAAGUUAACGAUGUAUCAGUUUUGCUGUGUUGUCUAUUGAAAGUGAAUCUUCUCUACUCACGUUUUUUUCGAUCAUCUAUAUAUAUAUAUAGGUAGGAAUAUAUUGUAGGAAGAUAUUUACAAAAUUGUUUAAAAUGGACUACGUUACGAGUAUUUAGACUAUUGGUUUUGACAUAUUUUUUUCGUGGCCAUUACAUUGAUUGUACAUUUAUAUGUUAUAAAUAAUCUUAAGGGAAAUAAAUAAUACAUGUAAAGAACUGUUUUUCUGAUUCAUGCACAGUAUUCUCUUCGAGUAUGUCACUGCUCAAAGUAAUAAAGGUAAAAUUGAUACAUA